CACAUAUGGAGACGAACGUCGUACGCCUCCGUAAUGUGACCGACGCUGCACUCAACUCUGCGUUGCGCAGCACCAUGAACUGCGUAGAGCGAGUCUUUUCAUCCAUCAUUCAACAAUUAUCACUACAAAUGACGCCGACAUUUGUAUUGAAAGUAAAAAGAUAAUAGCAUGGACCUGUCAUCGCUUCUCUGUCGCCUGCGCGUCUCAUCCUCGUCAGCCCGCCCCUUCCAUCUCCCUGACGACAGUCAGCCCUUUCCACCAAUCACAGAGGUGCUCCGCCAGCUGCAGGACAAUCUGAGUGGAGUCGCUCAACGAGACGACUGUGACUCGGAGAAAGUAUCUGCCAUUGGCCAGGCGGAACAGUUAUUCAAGAUCGCUGACUCCCAUUGGCUGACGUCCCCUGAUGACAGCGAUGAGACCAAUGACGCGCCUGCGUGUGCCCGGUGGGCGGCGCUGGCGGAGGCCUACGUGGGCGUAGUCCGGUCUCUCACCCGCUGUGCCGCUCUGCCCGCGUGCGAGGCCGACAGCGGCCUGCCCGACAGCCUCUACCGGGACGUCCCAGCCGGGGCCGUGCUGGUCUGCUCGGCCCUCUGCAGCCUGCUGGGGUGCCUGGGGCUGGCCGGGGGAGAGGCGGGGGGGCAGGGCGUGAGGGAGGCAACCCAGGAUGAGGCCCCACCCACCGGUCGAGGCGCCGGGGCCCUCCUCUUAGCAGCUGUGGCCCCACUGUGUUGUGUGUUUGCUGUGACCCACUCGCAGGAACAGCCAUGGACGGACGCCCGCUCAAGGGAGUCUGCCGGGCACCUGCUGAGCAGCCUGGUGGCGGCGGGGCGGUUCAGGGACAUCCCUCACUUCCUCAUGGGGGACGAGGAGGAGUCUGCAGGAGGGGGGAGAGGCCGGGCUGUGUUCGGGGGGCUCCUGGAUGUCCUGCAGCCUAACCUGACAAAGGACCUGUUGCCUCAGUGUGCAGCAGUGAAAGUGGUCUUCUCCUGGGCUCUACUUCAGAUGAGCCGCCCCUUUCUCUCCCACCACCUCCCCCGUGUCGUCUCCCCCUCCCUCCUCCUGUCGGACCACUACAGGCCAGAGAACUGCAUUCUUGGAAUCCGUUGUCUCCAUCAUAUAGUUCUACAGACGUCUGCAGCAGAGCUACGUCAAUACAACAGAGCAGAGGUGGUCUACCAGGCUCUCUACAAACACCUGUACACCACCAACGGCCCGCAGAUACAGCUGGUCCUGGCCUGCUUCUUGGACCUGCUGCUCGUCCUGGAGAAGCCUCCCUCUAUCUCGGGCCCCCAGGAGGUCCCCAGGAAGCCCUGUCGCCACGACGACGUGGUGCGUCUGCUCCUCACCAACAUGGAGAUGGAGCACAAGGUGGCGCUGCGCCGCAUCUACGCCGCCGCACUGCCACAGUACAUCCACAGACUGAGGGUGUGUGCGUGCAGACACCUGAAGCGGCUGGAGCGCGUGCUGCUGAGUUACCUGGAGGUGAGCGACCCCCCGCAGGAGAGCAGCAGGAGCAGCGCCCUGGAGGCCCUGGAGACACUGCUCCCUGUGGCCUGGCCCCGGAUAGACCAGCGCCGUGUGGGCGUGUUCCUGCAGUGUUUGUUGCGGCUGCUGGUCGACUUGUCAUCUGAAAGCCUCCUUUCUGCAUCCAUCAAGGAGAAGCUAAACAAUCAGACGGCUCGUUGUUUGACUCUACUGAACCACUGUUCACAUGGCAGGGUCAAGUCACUCCUUCAGCUGGUAGACAGUAGCUGUGCCAGUGCUGCUGUGCUGCGUUGCCUAGAGACGGUCACCAUGGCGACAGAAAGGUGACAGUGGCCCACUCUGAUCUGCAUGGCUCUUCUCUGGACAUGAGGGACGUCACUUCCUGUAACUGCUGAUGUCACAGCUUUCCCAUUGACAUCACCAAACUGAACCAAUUAAAGUAACAUUUUUGUA
Molecule: messenger RNA, 1938 nt
Organism: Gadus macrocephalus (Pacific cod)
Lineage: Eukaryota; Metazoa; Chordata; Actinopteri; Gadiformes; Gadidae
Gene: tti2
Product: TELO2 interacting protein 2
Exons: 10
Coding region: 169-1812 (547 amino acids)
Cellular component (GO): cytosol; centrosome; nucleoplasm
Source: RefSeq, a predicted model, not a curated record